AUGGCGUACGGGCGUGCGGAGCCGCUGCCGUUCUGGUUGACAUACGUUUUCAGCGGCUUCGCGGUGGUGAUGGCGCUCAUCGCUGUAUCACUGGCCGUGCUCCUCUGCUCCCGCCGCAAGAGGAGAAGCAGGCCGCCCCUGGACAGGGCGUCAUGUCCAUCCUGA
This is a messenger RNA of Miscanthus lutarioriparius, 165 nucleotides long. The record is from the annotation of a GenBank genome assembly. Lineage: Eukaryota; Viridiplantae; Streptophyta; Magnoliopsida; Poales; Poaceae.